Messenger RNA from Cucurbita moschata (crookneck pumpkin), 1703 nucleotides. RefSeq names its product auxilin-related protein 2-like. Bases 93 to 1520 code for a protein of 475 amino acids. Gene Ontology annotation, cellular component: cytoplasm; intracellular membrane-bounded organelle; vesicle. NCBI's taxonomy places the organism in Eukaryota, Viridiplantae, Streptophyta, Magnoliopsida, Cucurbitales, Cucurbitaceae. Gene Ontology annotation, biological process: clathrin coat disassembly; clathrin-dependent endocytosis. The record is from RefSeq and is a predicted model, not a curated record. The transcript is spliced from 7 exons. Gene Ontology annotation, molecular function: clathrin binding.
UUUCUUUUUCCCAUCUCUCCUCAGUAUAUAAACUUCGCACACUUUGUUGGCACAGUGUAUCCCGGCAACUAAGCCUCCUUAUCGGCGGUGAAAUGGACGAGUCUUGGAGAAUGAGGAUGGGGGUGCCAGACCUCCCUCGACGGCGAUCGACUGAGGGACCGUCGAUUCGGUCCUUCUCCAGAGGUGCCGGACCUAUGAAGAACGAAGACUUCUCCGACGUCUUUGGCGGUCCGCCGCGGAGUGUCCUAUCGCGGCAAUUCUCCGGGGAAGUUAGAAACAAGCAGUUCGACUUCUUCUACGAAGAAAUGUUCCGACCUCCGGAAUGUUUCUCUUCGGCAAAGAAUGCCGGUCGGAACUUACCGGUUUUCAGGAUUCCGGCGGGAGGCGAGGGGUUUUACAAUGAUAUAUUUGGAUCCGAUCAAGAGCGGCGAUCGAGAGACAGGUCGAGGCAGAACUCGAAGGGGAAGUCAAAAUCAAACUCGUCGUCGGUGUUGAGCUCCGAGGAGGCGAGCCCUUUCCGGCAUGUAAUCGGUGACGACGUCGUGUUAUCCUCCUUCGCUGCGAAGCUCAGGCCUAUCCAUAUCCCAACAAAAUGGAGCUCAUCAAAGAUGAAGCCUGAGGAGCAUCAAAAGAAACAAGGGAUGUCGUUCUUUUCAUUCAACCGUUCUGCCUCCAUGGAAAACCAGUACGAUGAUAAUGAGGUCAAGGAACCUUUCAGGAGCUCCUAUUGUGGGUUCCCUCAGCCGAUGUCAUCUCCAGAAACUAUUAGCCUUGAACCAACUUCAUACAGGAGCAUGAAAGUAUCAAUGGAUGAUUUAGAACCUAAUUCCCCGUCAUCUUUAAUGUCUUCAUUGUGCCAGGAGUCAGAAGCCAAACCUGAUGUUCAAGUAAAUGUGUUAUCAGAAGAAGAGGACGAAGUAAUGAGCUCUUAUGUCAUUGAGAUUGGUUCUGAUAAUAGAGAGGGGACAAACGAAGCAGUUGCACUUAACGAAGUGAUUGCUUGGGCAAAAGAAAAGUUUAACACACAGACUUCUGAGACAGAUUUGAGCACAAGACUGAAUGAUAGUGAACAAUUUGUUGAAACAGAAGGACGAUCUGCUUCAUGUGAAUUUUCUGGUGAACAGUUGGGGGUUCAUGACAUAACACGAUCUUCAGAGGUAGAAGAAAGAAUUUGGUCAGCUGAAGAGGAAAAGGCAGAGUCUGAAAAAGAUAUGGAAAUGGAAGAUAUAGAUGAAGAUAUAAAGUUAUGGUCAUCCGGCAAGGAAACCAACAUCCGGCUGCUACUUUCAACACUCCAUCACAUUCUAUGGCCCAGGAGUGGCUGGCAUGUAACUCCACUUACAAGCCUUAUGGAGGGUUCACAGGUGAAGAAAGCUUAUCAGAAGGCAAGACUAUGCCUCCAUCCAGACAAGCUGCAGCAGAGAGGAGCAACAAACAUGCAAAAAUAUGUCGCUGAAAAGGCUUUCACUGUCCUCCAGGAAGCAUGGACAGCCUUCAUUUCCCAAGAUGCAUUCUUUUGACAAAUGCACAACAAGGGAACCUUGGAAAGUCGGUUUACUGCAAGUUAUAACUACGACGAAAUCAGUAGCUGAAAUGCCCAUGUUUGGCUCGAUGGAUUUAAGUCGUUUUGCUUGCAAGAUUCGUACACGUUCUUUUGGAUGAUUAAAGAAUAUGAGAUGAGAAUAUUGUGAAAGAGUAUGAGA